Molecule: messenger RNA, 1983 nt
Organism: Pedinophyceae sp. YPF-701
Lineage: Eukaryota; Viridiplantae; Chlorophyta; Pedinophyceae
Source: the annotation of a GenBank genome assembly
AUGCACACAAAGGGCAAGCCGCUGACGCGAUCCCUGAAGAGGCGACUCGACCUCGGCGAGGCGGCCGAUCUCGCCGCGUGCGAUGACAACGUCGCGCCGCAGCGCUGUUCAUUGAGGAGCAAGGCAGUGAAGCCCUCGCACGCGGAUGCUGCGGCACAGACGCGCGUCACGCGCGCCUCCACCGCUUCAAAACCGAGGCUCCGUGCUCUUGGGGACCGCACGAAUGCGUGCGGGGCGGCGCGGGAGGAGGAACCCAGGUCGGCUCCCCUGCGGCGCAGCACCCGCCUGAAGCGCACCCGGGGGAGCGACGCGGACGUGGCCUCCCGCGAGUGCACGGUGCUGCCCGGCACCGCCGACAAGACGCAGGGCGUGGUGGGCUGCAGCGCGACGCAGCACCGCGCGACGGCGGAGACGCACGAGGACUCCGCGGCGCGGCGGCCGCCCGCCGCCACCGCGGGAGGCGCGCCGGGCGCCGUGGACGGCGCGCCGGGGGCGUUUCUGCCCGAGGCGCGGCGCGGGCCGCCGGGGCUGUCGCUGGCCUCCCUGCCGCAGCCCCGCAUGAUGACGGAGCGCAUGACGCACGAACACAUCCUGCUGAGCUCCAUGACGUUCCUGGACAGCGUCACCGCCCCGUUCCUGCCAACGGGGGCGCGGCGGGCGUACGAGGCGAAGCGCGUGGCGCCGCCGUACGUCGACGCGGACACGUGCACGAACUUCACGGCCGCGACGCGGCAGGCGAUGGUCGACUGGGCGCUGUCGCGGAAGCCGCUGCUCAACGUGUCGUCGGAGAGCAUCCACCUGGGCGUGCGCCUCACGGACCUGUUCCUGGCCACCCGCGGCCCCGAGGCCUUCCUGGGCAAGCACGUCACGCCCGCGGCGGUGCGCGAGGUGCGCGGGGACUACGUCGCCGGCUGGGGGCCCGCGUCGGUGCUGCCAGCGCGGAGUGCGCCGCAGACGGCGGCGGAGGGCGCGGCGUACCGCACGUCCUUCCCAUGCAAGCUGCGGCGGCUGACAGCGACGGCGCUGAUGGUGGCGGCGAAGCUCGUGGAGCGGCAGCUCGCCCGGCCGCGCGCGCACGUGUUUGCGGAGAUGAGCGACGCGGACGGGUUCGGGGGGCGGGAGAUCGUCGCGGCGGAGCAGGCGCUCUUGCGCGUCAUAGAGUGGCAGCCCAGCAUCCCCACCGCGACGGGCUUCGCGACGGCGUUCCUGGAGUUCCGGUGGGCGCAGACGGGGCAGCACGCGCCGAAGCACCUGCUGCGGCGGGAGCAGGCGAUUGCGGUGCACGUGCUGGACGUGGCGCUGCUGUCGCACGAUGCGCUCGCGCUGCGGCCGUCGCAGCUCGCGGCGGGGGCGGUGUGGAUCGCGUGCGGCCGCGCGUACGCGGACGCGAUGCGCGACGCGACGGGCGCGGACGUGACGGAGGGGAAGCGCUGCGGGGAGCCGUGCGUGCUGCACACGGCGGCGUGCGCGAAGACGGCGACGACGCUGUCGUCGGGGUCGCGCCGGCGGCUGGUGGAGUGGGGGUGUCACUGUGGGGGGGAGUCGGACAGCCCGGAGUGGGACGAGUUCGCGGACGAGCCGGCGUGCACGGAGCUCGCGACGUGCAUGUUCGACGCAGAGUCGGUCGCGAAGAUCUCCGGACACGGGCACGGGAUGGUGAGGCAGGUCGCAGCCUUCCUGGAAUCGAUUGUGCGGGACGCCUUGCGCGCGGGGGGCCUUGCUGUCAACGCGGACAGCCUGGCCACCGCUGCUCUCAAGUCGCGGCUGCCCGCUGACGCGAGGGAUUGCGGUCGAGUUGGCGGUUCGCCGCGGGAGACUGUGCGCCGCAGCCCGUUCUCCGGCACGUCGUCGUCGUUGCAGAGCGAGGACGACAGCGAGGACGACAGCCAGGACGACAGCGCCGCGACCGGUGACAGCGGCGACACCGCCGAUGACGGCUCCGGGGCCGACCGCAAGCGAAGUACCCGCCGCGGUUGCCGCUGA